AAACUUAUAUCCUCUCAAUGGACUCCAAACUCAACUUUGUAAAAGAUGGAGCUUUACAUUUACCUCCAGGAUUCAGAUUCCAACCCACAGAAGAGGAAAUAGUUUUUCAAUACCUCACCCGAAAAACAUACUCUCAUCCUUUACCCGCCUCGGUUAUCCCCGAAAUCAACAAUAUACGCAAUUUCAACCCUUGGGAUCUGCCAGGCGAUCAAGAGCAAGACCGGUAUUUCUUUAGCAAUGCAUCGGAAGUAGCUACUAGUUACAAGAAACGAAACAAAUCGAAAGGGAGUGUGGGAUCCGGAUAUUGGAAAACAACGGGCAUAGAGAAGAAAAUUGAUUAUGUCGGAAAAAAACAAUAUCCUAUAAUGGGAAUGAGGAGGACAUUUAUUUUUCAUGGAGGUAGAAAAACCGGGGAUGAAUGGUUUAUGCAUGAAUAUCGUCUUUCUGAUUCGAAAACUCAACUUGGAAAUUGGGUAUUAUGUCACGUAUUCAUAAAACAAACGAGCAUUAAUGAAAAUGACAAUGACGAAAAUACUAUACUUUCCGAUGAAAAUGAGAGUAAUGGGGUUUACGAUUUGCACACAAAUUUUAUGGCAAAGACACCAUACGUGACACCUACUAGCCCAACGUCCUCAUGUUCAUCUUCGUCUCGAGGAAAUCAUAUGAUAGCCGAUGUUACCUCACACGCAAAGUAUUUUGUUGAUGAUCAAGAUGAAAGUUCGAGUUGUGGUCAUGGACCUCAUGGUUAUGAUCAUUCAUCAACAUUUGGAGAUUAUUGAUGGUUUUCUUUUGGAUUGCAUUCUGUCUAGACACGUUUAUGAUGAAACGGUAUAUAUAUAACUAUUAAGUGAGUUGUAUUAUUCUUAAAUUGAAAAUAAUUAAGACAGUUUGUUUGAUCAUGUAGUAUUGUUGCUUGAUGUAGAAACUCGAAAGUUACGAAUUUGAACUAAAUAAGAUUCAAAUCUCAUC
This is a messenger RNA of Impatiens glandulifera, 969 nucleotides long. RefSeq names its product NAC domain-containing protein 83-like. Gene Ontology annotation, molecular function: DNA binding. Gene Ontology annotation, biological process: regulation of DNA-templated transcription. Bases 18 to 779 code for a protein of 253 amino acids. NCBI's taxonomy places the organism in Eukaryota, Viridiplantae, Streptophyta, Magnoliopsida, Ericales, Balsaminaceae. The transcript is spliced from 3 exons. The record is from RefSeq and is a predicted model, not a curated record.